AUUAACAAUUUGACAUAACCAGUCGAAUGGCACAAAACACAAUUUCGCCAAAUUCAAAUAAUGGAGCCACCGGAACCGCCGGACCCGGACGACUGUUGCAAUUCCGGUUGCAACCCGUGCAUCCUGGACGUCUACGAACAACAGUUACGUAAAUACAACGAACAAUCACAAAUCAAACCCAACGGAACGUCUUGCAUGUCUCCCGUAAAGUUUUCGGUGUUCAAAGUCAGCAACAUUGUUCAGUACACCGCAAACACCCGCUUGUACACGUUCGAUUUCGUACACUUCAACCGGGAGGACAAAAAUCCGGACAAAAAUUACGUGGUUAAGUACGAAGCAGGUCAGCACUUCUUUAUCAAGGCUAAAAAUCACGAAGGGGAGUUUUCUAAGGCUUACACACCUUUGAAACCCUCUGAUUUGGGUGCGGAACAAUUUGUGGUGUUGAUUAAGUUGUACCGAAAUGGGGAAAUGUCUAAUUACUUCAGGAAAUUAAAGCUGAAUGAUUGUACCUUAUGGAGGGGUCCAUAUGGUGAUUUUCGUUUAAGUUACAUGUACAAAAAUAUCUUGUUUAUUGCACAAGGCACGGGAAUUGCACCUUUCUAUAGCAUUAUACAAAAUAUAUUGAACAACGAAGACUGUGUUAGUUUUUUAAAACUGUUCUUUUGUUGUCGAAGCUGUGAUGAAAUACUCUUAAGGGACGAAUUGUACAAGUUUUCGACGUUUUGGAAUUUUACUUAUGAGGUUUUCUUAAGUAGCUUAGAUAAUUUUAAUUGUAAAUACAAUGAAACUGUACAUAAAGAAAAAUUGAGUGAGAAGCAUUUGAUGGAAUACUUAGAUAAAAACACUACAGAAGCUUUACAAGUUUUAAUUUGCGGCAGUGAAGAAUUUUCACUUAAGAUUAAGAGUGAUUUAUUGAAAAUACACUCAGAAUUAAAUGUUGUUGUAUUCUAAAAUAGUACAAAUGUAUUUGUUAGUAAAUAAAAGAUGUUUUAUAUGAUUGAAUAA
Molecule: messenger RNA, 1005 nt
Organism: Aethina tumida (small hive beetle)
Lineage: Eukaryota; Metazoa; Arthropoda; Insecta; Coleoptera; Nitidulidae
Product: NADH-cytochrome b5 reductase-like
Exons: 1
Coding region: 61-951 (296 amino acids)
Molecular function (GO): oxidoreductase activity
Source: RefSeq, a predicted model, not a curated record